Uranotaenia lowii is the source of this 959-nucleotide messenger RNA. Its product is annotated as mitochondrial inner membrane protease subunit 1. Gene Ontology annotation, cellular component: membrane; mitochondrial inner membrane peptidase complex. The record is from RefSeq and is a predicted model, not a curated record. The transcript is spliced from 2 exons. Gene Ontology annotation, molecular function: serine-type endopeptidase activity. Bases 141 to 854 code for a protein of 237 amino acids. Lineage: Eukaryota; Metazoa; Arthropoda; Insecta; Diptera; Culicidae.
UAUUUCUUUAUUUACUUUCGGGUCAACGGCGUUUGAUUCGUCCCAAAAACAGCUGAGCUGGACGGAGUAGAUUCGCUGCUGAAAUCGUGUUUGGUUUUACAUUAAAUUUAUUUUGAAGAUUUAGAAUAAGAUUUUAUAAAAUGUUCAAAGUUCUGUCGAAAGUUGUCGGUAUUUGCGGUUACGUUGUCCAGUAUGGAUGUCUCACACACUGUACCUUCGAAUAUCUGGGAGAUUUUGUGGUGUGCGUUGGUCCUUCCAUGGAACCGACGCUGCACACAAACAAUGUCCUAGUAACGGAUCGAGUCAGCCCCCGGAUAAACCACCUGCAGCGGGGUGACAUCAUCAUUAGCAGAAGUCCCACCAAUCCUCAACAGCACGUUUGCAAACGCAUCAUCGGGAUGCCCGGUGACCGGAUCAUGACCAGGGCAUCGUUCAAUCUCAAUCCCUUGUCCAAUACCUACACAAUCCAUACAUCCGUCAUUUCGACCGGUGGAGAAGCAUCCACUAUUGCAAGCACAUCUGAUUCGGUGCUAGACCAAAAGCUUCAUCAGAAAGCGGACAUCGUGUCCGGCUCGGUCGAUGCCAAAAGCAACCGACAAGAACCUCAACCAGCAGCAACAUCGGUUCGUUUCACCGGUGUCGAAGAAUCAGUCGAAAUAGUAGACCAUCAUCCUCCCCAUCCGGAAAUUCGGACCAGCAUAGUAACGGUCCCUCGGGGUCAUCUGUGGAUCGAGGGCGACAACAUUCACAACAGUUCUGACUCCCGGAACUAUGGUCCGGUGCCGAUAGGAUUGGUCAAAAGUCGGGCCGUGUGCCGUGUCUGGCCGCCAACCCAGUUUAGACUGUUUAUCUAAACGGGCAUGUCGCUGUCGUGUAAGUAGGAGCUAACCAAUUACUCAUUUUGUUGCGAAGAUGAUAUUCUUACAUUUCCACUAAAAUAUACGUUUUCUAUGAUCAUA